GUGACAUAAAGGGGCUUCCGUAGUUGUAUAUGUCGGCUGCUGUUGUAUCCAGCGCCACCCCACCUGAUAGUCAGGAACCAGUCGUGUGAACAUCUUAUCACGUUCCAGGAAAUUCAAAACGACUUUCCUCGGUUCUGCAGAUAUGUCUUCCUAACGUUUGUCCCAAAUUGAAAGCUAUCGUUUUUCGAUUGUCGCAGUUUAGCGAGCAGGCCAGUGCACCGCAAGCUAGCAAAGUAGCUAACGUCAACGUCACUAGUGAAACCGCAAAAAAGCUUGACAUUUUUGUGACCCAACGUCCACCGUGGGCUUUCUUGAGUGGACAAAAAUCAGCAGCAGAACAACAGAAUGAACGUCGCAAAAAGUGGCUAUCGUGUUUUUUCGGCAAACUCCUCCGCAGCAUGCACAGAACUGGCGAAGAAGAUAACAGAGCGACUAGGAGUCGAGCUGGGAAAGUCUGUUGUCUUUCAAGAGUCUAAUAGUGAGACAAGAGUGGAUGUCAAAGAAUCCGUCCGUGGACAGACCAUCUUCAUAAUUCAGACCAUACCAAGAGAUGUCAACACAGCAAUCAUGGAGCUGUUGGUCAUGGCCUACGCCCUCAAGACCUCUUGCGCAAAGAACAUCAUCGGUGUUAUUCCCUACUUUCCCUACAGCAAGCAGUGCAAGAUGAGGAAGAGGGGCUCCAUAGUGUGCAAGUUGUUAGCGUCAAUGUUGGCUAAAGCAGGCCUAACGCACAUUAUCACCAUGGAUUUGCAUCAGAAGGAGAUCCAGGGCUUCUUUUCUUUUCCUGUGGACAACUUGCGAGCCUCCCCAUUCCUCAUCCAGUACAUCCAGGAGGAGGUUCCGGAUUACAGAAACGCCAUCAUCGUGGCCAAAUCCCCAUCAGCAGCAAAGAGAGCGCAGUCCUAUGCAGAACGCUUGCGCUUGGGCCUGGCUGUGAUUCAUGGCGAGGCUCAGUGUUCUGAAUCCGACAUGGCCGAUGGAAGACACUCGCCACCAUGUGUGCGCAACACCACAGGACACACAGGAUUGGAGCUGCCCUCAGGCAAACAACAAGCCCCGUUCCCUGGCAUAGAGCUUCCAAUAAUGAUGGCCAAGGAGAAACCUCCAAUUACUGUUGUUGGAGACGUGGGGGGACGAAUUGCCAUCAUUGUGGACGACAUCAUAGAUGAUGUUGGAGACUUUGUUGCAGCCGCUGAGAUCCUGAAAGAGAGAGGCGCUUAUAAAAUUUACAUCAUGGCCACACACGGAUUGCUUUCUGCUGAUGCUCCGCGCCUCAUAGAGGAGUCUGCCAUUGAUGAGGUGGUGGUGACCAACACGGUGCCCCACGAAGUGCAGAAGCUCCAGUGUCCAAAAAUCAAGACUGUGGAUGUCAGCAUGAUCCUGGCUGAGGCCAUCCGCCGCAUCCACAACGGGGAGUCCAUGGCUUACUUGUUCCGCAACAUCGCCGUGGACGACUAGAAAGUGAAGAACAGACGUGGGUUUGAACAAACAAAAAACAACAACCAGUCACCACCCAUUGAAGACAUAUUCCACCUCAUGCACAGGUAGUUUUUUUCCUUACUCCAGGGUCCAAUGAUGUCUGCCCACACCAGUGAUGGUUAAAAAGUACCAGUCCGCAUAGAACCACAUCUACAGUAUGUGUAUGCUGUAGCAACAGGUGGCGCUACUAAACCUAACCCCACAGAAGAAAGUCACUUCUGGAAAAGGCCACUCUAACAUCGGUGAAAAAAAUACAGGAAAAUGGCAGAAAUGAUGGCAGAGUGAGAGAGUGAGUCAUAUAAAGCUCUCCUUGCGUGAAUGUCAAAAACAUUUAACAUUGACAAAUACAGUAGUACCUCUGUUUUCAUUGUUAAUCUGUUCCAAAAGCUCGGUUUAAAACCAAAGCGUAUGAAAACUGAAGCAAUUUUUCUUUGUAGGAAACUACGGCAAUCCAAUUACUGUUCGAGACGCCCAAAAAUAUUUUUUACAUGCAGGAAACUAUGAGAAAUAAUAAUCGAUUUUGAAAGAAAUUGAUAAAUGAGCACGCCUGCGCAGUGUGAGGGGAAAGUGAGCAGGAGACGUUUGCUACAGGCUGCAUGCUGCAAUAGUCACAGCCACAGGUGAUCGGCUUUUGGCAUCUGCGUCGAAUGGCAUUUAUCAGCAUGUGUUUUUCACAGAAAUCGGACGAUUUUGAUCGGUGGCUAAUUGGAGCACCCCUACUUAUUAUGUCUACUAUAUUGGGUAAUGUGAGUGUAGAGGUGACUAUAGGGGUGUUAGUUUAUGCCUAGAGGGCUCUAAUAACAUUAAAAACCGUAUUUAGAAGGCAGUAAACAGGUUUUCUCUGCUUUAACUACAAAAAUAUUCUAUUUGUAAAUAAGGAAUCCUACUUUUACGAAAGCAUAAAAUCCUAGUUCACGGAAAUUCACUUCCGGAACCAGUUAACCGCAAUAAACGAGGGAUGAUAUCGAAAACCGAGGUUCCACUGUAUCCUGUAGACUCACCUUCGGGAAACACUAUUUUUGUAACAUGACCAAAAUAAUAUGUAUUUGGACUGACAAAAAUCUAUGAAGGUACUUCAUAUCUAUGACUGACAAGUAGCACGAUUUGUCUUCUGGCAGGUUGGUUUCUCUUGCUGACCCGUGUGCUCUUGGCUGCGUUGCGCUGUAACUAGCUUGCAUUUAACAGUGCGUUGUUUGCCCAUUGAUGCACAAACUUGUAACUUGUUUUAUUAUUAGAAUGUUUGUCAUGUCACGUGGGUUAUCCAAAGUUCCCGGGAGAAACUCGGCUGUUUACUUUGACACCGGAAACACGAUUUAACUUCUUUAAUGUUAAUAUACACAUCCAAUCCAAUGCUGUACAAAGUCAGAUUGGUGAGUAGAAACUGUGACAUCAUUUCUCGCCGCGCUGCAAUCAGUUUGAGGAGAUUUCAGUGUCAAGGCUGUUGGCGUGUUGAUCUCUUAGCAUUUAGCUUGGCUUUACUUUCCAAAGAGUAUUUUUCAGAAGUAAUUUUUUGCUUGUUGAGCACCUCUUCUCAGUCUUUUAAUGUUGCACCUUUGACCCAAGUUUGAAGUUAAACCUGAUUGUGUGAAAGCGUAAUUUGAUGAAAUCCCUGAAGUUUGCAAGUGUUUUCAGUGUCUGUCUUUAUGGCUGUUAGAUUUACGAAGCAAAAUAAAAGAAAAACAUCUAUACACACACACACACACACCAUGAACUUGUCAUCUACCUCCAUCAACCAAUUCGUAUUCUCGGUAUAAGAAAAAGUAAUGAUCCUCAUCAGCUCCACUUUGGACUUUUAUCAGAAAAUGCAAACGUUAGCAUGCUAAGAGGCUAACAAUAAAAUGGUACAUUUCAGUUGUGCGUAGAUUGGACUGGCAUGCCUUUUUAGAAUUUUCUGUAAUGAAGAGACAACCACCGGGUGCCUAGAAAAUAAGGUGUUCUUGUUGCGUAAUAAAGCAAAAAAAAAGGCCGAUUUGUCAUCAUGAUCGUAAUGUACAGUUAUGCUGAUGUGUUGUUUCCCUGCAACCCGCGUAUGUUUAGAACGUGUGCACCUUUUUGAGCAUUCAGAGUGAUGCAUAAGUGGUAUAUUAAUGUAUUUCUGUGCUUAUUCAGCCCUUUGCUCAGGGAAAUAUACUUUAUAAACAAGGCAAAUGUACUGUUUUCAUGUUCCUGAUGGUGGUUUGCAUUUUCCCAUUUGUUCAAUUUACUUUUAAAUGCAUUAUUUCUCCUAAGCUAUACUGUAAAAGCAUGUGCUGAUGACGCGCUCGCAGAAACUUGAUGUAAUUUAAUGAAGUCUUCCCUUUUUUCUUUGCCUCCUUUUCCCAAGUGUUUGACGUUGUUUAUAAAAUAAAAUGAAUUAAUUGGCCUUUGUUGUGCCAAGUGUUUAUGUCCCUUUGUAACCCAUAGUUUAUGAAACGUUUUUAAUUUGAUUGCUGUUCAUUUUAGAUUUUGUUAAUUACCUUUAUGGACAGAAUUUCUGGGUGCAACCAGGGCAUUUGGGCGGGGGUCUCACGUUUGGUGUCUGCAGGAUUCGGGGUCUGCUUUUUGCAGAUGAUACGGUCAUGCUGGCGUCAUUGGGCCAUGAUCUUCAAAUUUCACUGGAUCGGCUGGCAGCCGAGCGUGAAGUGGCCGGGAUGAGAAUCUGCACCACGGUUCUCGCCCGGAUAAGGGUGGAGUGCCAUCUCCGAGUCGGGGGAUGAGAUCCUGCCCCAAGCGGAGGAGUUUAAGUAAGCCGCGUUUGUCAAUAUUGUCCCCCCAGCCGUGGGGGGCAGGGGG
Dunckerocampus dactyliophorus (ringed pipefish) is the source of this 4251-nucleotide messenger RNA. Its product is annotated as phosphoribosyl pyrophosphate synthase-associated protein 1. Gene Ontology annotation, cellular component: cytoplasm; ribose phosphate diphosphokinase complex. Gene Ontology annotation, molecular function: ribose phosphate diphosphokinase activity; magnesium ion binding. Gene Ontology annotation, biological process: purine nucleotide biosynthetic process; 5-phosphoribose 1-diphosphate biosynthetic process. The transcript has 11 exons. The coding region runs from base 346 to 1458 and encodes 370 amino acids. NCBI's taxonomy places the organism in Eukaryota, Metazoa, Chordata, Actinopteri, Syngnathiformes, Syngnathidae. The record is from RefSeq and is a predicted model, not a curated record.